Malaya genurostris is the source of this 3543-nucleotide messenger RNA. RefSeq lists its product as uncharacterized. The coding region runs from base 1 to 3543 and encodes 1180 amino acids. Gene Ontology annotation, biological process: DNA integration. Gene Ontology annotation, molecular function: nucleic acid binding. The transcript has 3 exons. Lineage: Eukaryota; Metazoa; Arthropoda; Insecta; Diptera; Culicidae. The record is from RefSeq and is a predicted model, not a curated record.
AUGAGUAUCCCGAAUGGACAGCAGCAUGCCUUUCUGCAGCAACAAGGCCAACAGCAGCAAGUUCCUCCAGCUACGGAUGAGCUCCUUCGUCAGUGUUUGCACCUGAUGACACAAGUUCUCCAGCAACAGCAGAACAGUCAGCAGUCACAAGAGAACUUCAUCAGGCAAGUCGUUUCGGAAGUGCAUGCGGGCGCAGCACCCAGUCCGGAACAAAUUCUCGAUUCCCUUGCUGGGAAUAUCAAGGAGUUCCGCUACGACGCGGACAGUAGCAUCACGUUUGCAGCCUGGUUCACGAGGUACGACGAGCUGUUCGAAAAGGAUGCUGCUCGGUUGGACGACCAAGCGAAGGUCAGAUUACUGCUCAGAAAGCUGGGAACAUCUGAACACGAAAGACACGGUCGCAAAAUUGAAAAGUUUGUUCGGGGCGAAAGAGUCGACCACAUCGCCUACGCCUGCCGGGUGAAUAAGCUCUGCGUCGAGUUCGAGCUGGGAAAGUUGUCAGAGCAACAGUUCAAGUGCUUGAUGUUCGUAUGUGGACUAAAGUCUGAGCGUGAUUCAGAGACUCGGACCCGACUUCUAUCACGGAUUGAGGAGAACGAUAACCUCACGUUGGAGCAAUUAUCGAAUGAAUGUCAGCGUCUCAUCAAUCUCAAACACGAUAAUGCUAUGAUCGAAUCUGCUGCAUCUUUCGAUCAGGUUAAUCAGCUCAAGCAGAAAUAUGACAGUAAUCGUAACAGACGUCAGCUGUCUCCCAGGUCAGAUGCGAACAACACAAAACGGAAACCCGAUACUCCAUGCUGGUAUUGUGGUGCGUUCCAUUAUGUUCGUGACUGCCCGUACAAAAACCGUCAAUGUCCCGAUUGUAGUCGGUACGGUCAUCGUCAAGGAUACUGUGCAAGUUCCAAGAAGAAGAAGAGAGGUGGAAAACGUUCGGUUGCCAGCAGGGUUGUCGUUGUCAACAUGUGCAACGUGCAGAGGCGGCGGAAAUUUGUCUCCGUUGUGCUAAAUGGAACUCACAUCCAUCUUCAGUUAGACACAGCGUCCGACAUCACGGUCAUCAGCAAACCGAUCUGGCGAAAGGUCGGUAGUCCAAGAUUAUCACCAUCUACGGUGAAGGCGAAAACAGCAUCUGGGAACAUUUUGCCACUCGAAGGUGAAUUUCGAUGUGACGUCACCAUCGGCGGAAACACUCGCAGCGAAAUUAUCCGUGUAACUGAAAAGCAGCUGCAACUUCUCGGAUCUGAUUUGGUCGAUAGCUUCGAUCUAUGGUCCGUGCCAAUGGAUACUUUUUGCUGUCAGGUAUCUAGUUCUUCGACUUCCAGCGCAGCGCUUAGUUCUGCAUUUCCAGAAGUUUUCAGUGAGAAACUUGGGCUCUGCAAUAAGGUACAGGUGAAGUUAGACGUAAAGGAUCAGUGCAAGCCCAUUUUCUGUCCCAAACGCCCGGUUGCGUACUCUAUGUACAACGCAGUCGAUCAAGAGUUGGACCGGUUACAGCAGCUGAACAUCAUUACACCGGUCGACUACUCGGAGUGGGCAGCACCAAUCGUCGUAGUGCGCAAAGCAAAUGGUGCCAUUCGUGUUUGCGGAGAUUAUUCUACAGGACUCAACUCCGCUCUUCAGCCUCACCAAUACCCGCUUCCUCUUCCGGAAGACAUCUUCGCUAAGCUGGCUAACUGCAAAGUUUUCAGUCAGAUCGAUCUUUCGGAUGCAUUUUUGCAAGUUGAGGUCGACGAGCAGUUUCGUCAUCUGCUCACCAUCAACACGUACCGUGGUUUGUUUCAUUACAAUCGUCUUCCACCUGGUGUAAAGGUAGCACCGGGUAUCUUCCAGCAGCUCAUAGACACCAUGCUAGCCGGGUUGGAAAAAGUUUCCGGUUAUCUCGAUGACGUUAUCGUUGGCGGUGAAGACGAAGCAGCUCACAACCGCAAUCUGAAAGCAGUUCUUCAGCGAAUCCAGGAUUUUGGGUUCACCAUUCGAGCCGAAAAAUGUACCUUCGGCAAGAAGCAGAUACCGUAUCUGGGCUACAUUGUUGACCAUCGAGGUCUGCGUCCAGAUCCAGCCAAAAUCGAGGCAAUAGUGCAGCUUCCGCCUCCCACUGACGUUCACGGUGUACGUUCCUUCCUCGGGGCGAUCAAUUAUUACGGAAAGUUUGUCCCGAACAUGCGAAUGCUUCGCUUCCCGCUGGAGAAUCUGCUGAAAUCGCAGUCGAAAUUCCAGUGGACAACGGAGUGCCAGCAGGCAUUCGAGCGUUUCAAGCAGAUUCUCACCUCAGAUCUUCUACUAACGCACUACGAUCCGAAAAAGGAGAUCAUCGUUUCUGCUGACGCAUCCUCAGUUGGUGUUGGAGCCACAAUCAGUCACAGGUUCCCAGAUGGCUCCAUCAAAAUAGUACAGCAUGCUUCCAGAGCACUUACGAAGGCAGAGCAGAACUACAGUCAACCGGAUCGUGAAGGUCUAGCUAUCAUCUUUGCCGUCACCAAGUUUCACAAAAUGAUCUUCGGACGGCGCUUCUUGCUGCAAACUGACCACGCUCCGCUGCUCCGAAUCUUCGGGUCCAAGAAGGGCAUACCGGUAUACACAGCCAACCGGUUACAGCGCUUUGCCCUCACUCUACUGCUGUACGAUUUCACCAUCGAGUACGUUCCCACUGAUAAGUUCGGUAACGCCGACGUGCUGUCCCGGUUGAUAAACCGACACGCGCGACCAGAUGAAGACUACGUCAUCGCCAGCAUAAUUCUCGAGCAGGAUGUUAGGUCAGUAGCAGUUGAUACAGUAGAUGCGUUGCCUCUUACUUUCAGAAACGUCGCUCGAAGUACCCAAGCUGAUCCAGUUCUCCGGAAGGUCUACCGUUUUAUAACCGACGGUUGGCCUCAAACGAAAGCAAUCGAUCCGGAGCUAAAACGAUUCCAAGUCAGACAGGAAUCCCUCACUACCGGUGGAUGCAUACUGUUCGCUGAUCGGCUCGUCAUCCCAACUCAGUACCGCAAGCGUUGCUUAGAUCAGCUUCACAAUGGUCAUCCUGGUACACAGCGUAUGAAGGCCAUCGCCAGGAGCUACGUCUAUUGGCCAUCCAUCGACGAAGACAUCGCCGGUUAUGUGAAAACAUGUCGGCAUUGUGCAGCGACUGCCAAGUCACCGCCUCACGCCGUCCCAGUGCCAUGGCCGAAGGCAUCGGGACCUUGGCAUCGUGUUCACGUAGACUUCGCCGGUCCCAUCGACGGUGAGUACUAUUUGCUAGCGGUCGACUCCUUCUCCAAGUGGCCGGAGAUUGUGCAAACCCGACGAAUCACUGCAGUAGCAACCAUCAGUAUUCUUCGAAGUCUAUUUGCAAGGCUCGGUAUGCCUGUAAUGCUAGUAUCGGAUAACGGUACUCAGUUUACGAGUGUGGAAUUUGCCAACUUCUGUGCUCUCAACGGUAUCGAGCAUGUCACAACGCCCCGUUCCAUCCCCAGUCUAACGGCCAAGUUGAAAGGUUCGUUGACACCUUCAAGCGGGCCGUCAAAAAAAUUCCUGAGGGGAGAGGAUCCAUUGCUGAAGCUCUAG